UGACCUCCGCAGUUUGCCGUGACGCAAGUAGACAGUAAUAAAAACAGAUGACAUCAAGAAACAGCAACGAUGUUGAACGUAUAUAUUUUAAUACACCUUAAAUUGACGUGACUUUUGCACUGGCUGUUCGUCGCCAGUGUGAGCAUUAUGGGUGAUAUUGGGUUUUGGGUUGAUAGGACCGCAUUGCAUGAAGCGGCAAGCCAAGGCCAUGUUCUCCAGCUGAAGGAGCUGAUUGAAAACGGAGCCUAUGUCAAUGUUGUUACUGUUGAUUCAAUAACCCCCCUUCAUGAAGCCAGUCUCCGGGGCCAGACUCAAUGUGUGAAGUUGUUACUAGCAGCAGGAGCGCAGGUUGAUGCAAGGAACAUUGAUGGUAGCACUCCUCUGUGCGAUGCCUGUGCUGCUGGGAGCAUAGAAUGUGCUAAGGUGCUCUUAGAACAUGGGGCCAAUGUAAAUCCCCCUUUGUUCACGGCUACACCUUUGCACGAAGCCUGCAUGAGUGGUAAUGCCGAAUGUGUAAGGCUUAUGAUAUUACAAGGUGCAAGACUUGAAGCACAUGACUGUCAUUUUGGGACCCCCUUGCAUGUUGCCUGUGCCAGGGAACACAUUGACUGUGUCAAGGUUUUGUUAAAUGCAGGUGCAAAAGUAAAUGCAGCAAAGUUGCAUGAAACAGCACUCCACCAUGCUGCAAAAGUAAAGAACGUGGAUUUAAUAGAAUUGCUAGUUCAGUUUGGUGGGAAUGUCUAUGCCCGGGAUAAUCAAGGGAAAAAGCCAGUUGACUACACCAGAUCGGGUACUCCAGCUUCACUCUGUCUACAGUUUUAUGAAAGCACCCCUUUAAGUCUGCAGCAGCUGUGCAGAGUCAAUUUGAGAAAUUUUCUUGGAAUACAGGCGCUAGAAGUGGUGUCGUGUCUCAACAUACCUCAGAGAAUAAUUGACUUCCUUUCUUACUGUUGAACAUCAGAAAAUUACUUCAAGAUCAAUAUGCAUCUCGGACAGUAAAAAUCAUACUUGAAUUAGGUUGUAAGUAAGUAAAUACCAGCAUUCACAAAUCUCCAUUUCACAACCUGUGAAAAGUGUGUAAAACUGAGUUAGGAGAAAGUAUCUGCAUUGAAAGUGCUCGUAUGUGAUAUUUUAAAACUGUAAUAAUUUCUGUUAACAAACAAUUGUGGUUUCAUUGUGCUAUACUGUAUUCUAAAAAACAAUACAAAGGAUGACGUCUUGAAGAAUGGGAAAAAUUUUUGAUGGGGCACAGAGCCUAGCAUGGUCCGCCUGUCUCUUUUUUUCAAAUUUGACCGAUAAACAUCCACAUAGAAAACUCAAAGAGCUUUUUUCAGUAGAAAAAAGGCUCCCUUAAAACAUUUUGAACAUUAUGUCCUUUUUUUUGUACUAUAGCCUCAGCUAUUUAUCUAACUUUAAGCAAUAAUGGUCUACAUUUUUGCACUUCAUCUUUAGUCAGUAGUCACUAAUUACAAACAGUUUUAUGUUAGUAAGAUGAAAUCACUAUUUGCUUCCAGAUUCCACAGCACUAAUGCAUACCUCAUGGACUGAGCAUGUUGGGAUCAUAAAUCUCCAACUUUGCAUGCAUGUUUUUUAAAUAUUAUAUUAGUGGUGAAUGCCUCAUCUAAACAGCAGGGAUUACUGGUGGUUAGAAAGGGUUUGAAGGUGAUACAAUUAUUUAUUUCUUUUGAAAUUAUGCUUUCAGUAAUCAGGCUGCAUCAGGAAUAAAGGCAAAUAGUUCUGGGCCUAAAUCAUGUGCAGAUGUCUGGCAGCCAGUUCUGCACCUGCCUGUUUUAAGUGCCAUAUUAAUUUCUUUCCAUCAGAAUAUUUAACAUGCAAGUUUCUUGAAAAGAAAGGCCCCCACUAAAUUAAAAGGCUUAAGGAGCAUUUAAACACAAGAAUACUGAGCCUUAUCAAACAUUACUACAAUUUAAUAGUCAUUUUCUAAAUUCAAAAUAUUACCUUUUUCUUGUACGAUUUUAUUAACAUUGCUUGCUCAAGUCAUCUAUAUGAAUUUUAUAGUAGUCUGUUCUAAAUAAAUGAUUAAGUGUCACAUAAUGAUGUUAAAUUCUUUUUUACCUACUGUUUCCCAGCACAAAAAUGUAUAGACUAUUUCUAUCAUUGUAUCACUAGCCAUCAGUGGUGAAACAUGAUGAAUGAUAUGAUAGAAAUCUGUUUUGGUUGAUAGAAAUCAUAGAAAUCUGAGUUUGUUAAGCAGUUAUUUUUUAAUUUCCACCAUGUUAUUAUUGAGGAAAAACAAAUGCAGUCAUCUAUCCAUUUCCUGUGACUUCAUAUUCCAGUGAAGGGUUAAAAAGAUUUGGAGCCUGUUUGAUGGCAGAGGGUGCAAGGCAGGGACCAUCCCCAGAGUGUCUGGCACCCUCAUGCACACACCCACGCACAUCAACAAUGUGGACGUCCUAGUCAACCAAAAGUGCAUGUCUUUGUAGUACAGAAAGUAAACCUUCACAAUUCUUAGAAGAACGUGCAGCUAGACAGUGGUUGGGUUUGGAACUGAAGCUUUGAGACUGCGGCAUCACCCUGUCACGCAACAAUAAGUGGACUUUCUAUGUAUGUUUCUGUUUCUGUAACUGGAUGCAUGUUUUACCAUGGUAUGUGGACUGUAAUCUUUUUGAUUGCACCGUAAAGGUAUUUAUGAUAGUACUCAUUGUAUAAGGACCUACUUACAAUAAAGAAUAAUUUAUUGAAUUA
This is a messenger RNA of Erpetoichthys calabaricus (reedfish), 2706 nucleotides long. Its product is annotated as ankyrin repeat and SOCS box protein 13-like. Bases 148 to 954 code for a protein of 268 amino acids. The transcript is spliced from 6 exons. Gene Ontology annotation, biological process: intracellular signal transduction; protein ubiquitination; positive regulation of protein catabolic process. The record is from RefSeq and is a predicted model, not a curated record. NCBI's taxonomy places the organism in Eukaryota, Metazoa, Chordata, Cladistia, Polypteriformes, Polypteridae. Gene Ontology annotation, molecular function: protein binding.